AUGACGAUGUUCACCGCAAGUCAACCAUGCCUUCAGUGUAGUUCCACGGCCUGUCGAUGCACUAUGUGGUCCAAGUACUAAUCACGUCUUGGAGAUACACGUAUCUCGACACUCGACUGGUUUGCCAUUGCACUAGUCUGACUGAGAUCUGGGGAAGCUGGGCCGCACAACAUUCCAUCCCAUCGCCAUUUCCGCGGCCAGGUCCAUGAAUGUCGAUCAGGCCUCACCUAACCCUCGCACGUGCUCCUCGUUCAUUCAUGGAAUUCCCACCGAAAUCCCGUGGUUGGCUACACAUCCCCAGCAGGUAAUUGACAGCCAAGUGGUCAACUUCAGCUGGCAGCUGGGCCAUCGAGCAACUCCCUUGCACCCGCAGACAGGCGCAACGUUGCUUCAUGCCAGGCCGCCACGAAGCCGCCUGAAUAGAUUGAGCACUGCCAAGUCUUCCCGUGCAAACUUCUGCGAUGUAAGACUAGCUCAGUGUACAUUUCCUUUCAACUGCACAGGUCUAGACUCUGGAGCCUUGACUGAGACUUCUUCAGGGACGCCCCCAGCGCUGCAUUCUUCUUCAAUUCUUGGCUUCUUUGAAUCCCCGGACCCGCCGGCAAACACGAGGUGCAGCUGGGAAACGCUUCCUUCGCAUCCAUAUUGCAGCCUAUUCUUCGGGUACCUCGGCUUUCUCUUCUCGACUAUUGAACUUGCUUUUUCUCACACAAAUGUCGCUCGAAUCAGAUCAUGGUGUUGGUGUCGUCCCGUGACGUCAAGUCACCCCUGCACCAUCGACUACCGUUCAUUACGCUAAAUCUCCUCGGUCCCGCGGGACUCCCUCCGUGAACGCCAAGCAGGCCAAGACUAAGAGGCCCGAAGCCUUCUAGCUUCCAUCAAUGGACCACUUACAACAAGACAGGCCAGUAACACAAAACCCGCUGUGAUUGUUAGUCGCUCCCGAGUGUUUGGCUCUACUUCGCUAGCUGGACGUCGAUUCAUACAUCUUAAUCUAAUGAUUGGAUGUUGUGAAUAGAUUUGACGCUACGUUACCCGAUCUCGAUUCCUGGCUCCAGACCAUUUGCAACUUACGCUGAAUCUGUAGCAUACAGUAUCAAAAGCCUUUCUACUAGCCAU
Messenger RNA from Colletotrichum godetiae, 1119 nucleotides. RefSeq lists its product as uncharacterized. The coding region runs from base 206 to 799 and encodes 197 amino acids. NCBI's taxonomy places the organism in Eukaryota, Fungi, Ascomycota, Sordariomycetes, Glomerellales, Glomerellaceae. The transcript is spliced from 2 exons. The record is from RefSeq and is a predicted model, not a curated record.